GAUCUGAAUCAGGAAUCCCAAAUUCAUCUUUACUCAGCCUAACUCAUAUCGAUGGCUUCCUCGUCUGAUUCCCACCACGGCGGCGGCCGCGGCGGUCCCACCCGCACCUUCUUCGAUCAUUCUAGUGCCACGCGCGUUUCAACCGACGCCGUCCUUGCCAAAUCCAUCCAAGAGGCAUACCCGCAACUCGAACUGAUCAUCGUACCCGCCCAGUCAACGAAUCUCUUCACCUACGCCCAAGCCGGUAAUGCCAAGCUCACGCCGAUCGAAGACGAUUCCAACGAGUCCCUACCGUCAUCUCUAAGCUGGGAAAUAUACGCGGCGCCUGCAAGACGUAUCGAUGGCGCCCGUGGAGGCAUGAUCGAGCGUCCCUUGUUUGGCAAGUACGCGUAUAGCUGGCAGGACACUGAGUUCAUUGUCUACUACGCCGAAGGCCGAGAUGGUCAAAGCGCGUACCCUGCCGUCAACAACUUUUACCUUCUCACAUCGCCGGCCAAUAGAGGCAAGGCACAGAGCUUGUUGGUUGCGGCCGGCUUUUGGAGCCAGGAGCUGCACGACGAAGUCCUUGUCUUUGAUGGAGGCUACUGGAACAAGUCGCGGGAGCUGUUCAACAGUAUACGGAAGGCUUCAUGGGACAACGUCAUCUUGGAUGCCGAUAUGAAGCAGACUUUGAUCGACGACCACAUGUCUUUCUUCAAAUCUCGGGAUCAAUAUCAGAAACUCAAGGUCCCUUGGAAGCGCGGCAUAAUCUAUUAUGGUCCACCUGGGAACGGCAAGACUGUCAGCAUCAAGGCGACCAUGAACAUGCUGUACAACCUCAAGGACCCCGUACCAACGCUCUACGUCAGGAGCCUGGUAAGUUGGAUGGGCCCAGAGGCAUCCCUGUCCAUGAUAUUUAAUGGGGCGAGAGCAAUGGCGCCAUGCUAUCUUGUUUUUGAGGAUCUCGACAGCAUUGUCAACGACUCUGUUCGCUCAUACUUUCUGAACGAAGUGGACGGACUUAAGAGCAACGACGGAAUCUUCAUGAUUGGUAGCACCAACCACCUCGAGAGGCUUGACCCUGGCAUCUCCAAGCGACCAUCCAGGUUCGACCGCAAGUACCUGUUUCCCAACCCCAGCAGGGAUCAGCGCGUAGCAUACUGUCAUUUCUGGCAAAGAAAGCUGGCCGACAACAAGGACAUUGAGUUCCCGGACAGUCUCUGCGGAGCGGUGGCGGACAAGACUGACAAGUUCAGCUUUGCCUACAUCCAAGAGGCGUUUGUAGCUUCGCUUCUGGCCAUUGCUCGCACAUCCAAGCAGGCGGACGAUGAUGACUGGGUCAGUGUGACGGCUCCUGGCACCGAAGACAGUGAUUAUGAGAGUGAUGACAGCAACGAUGGCAACGAUGACGAUCUAAAGAAGUUGGUUCUUUUCAAGGAGAUGAUGAAGCAGAUCAAGAUUCUGAGGGACAGCAUUGACAGUAGCGAUGACCAGGUGCUUGCUGCCAAAACGGCGAACCUUAUGCAGAUAUAACAACACAUGUAGUCUUUUUAUUCUCGUGGGUCUGUUCAGGUUUUGUUACACAUCGUUGUUUCUUUUUCCCAUCCGAUCAUAAUGUAUCGAAUUAUGUUCGAGUGACUGGAAUUGCUUCUCUAGCAUCUUGAAUACGGCUUGAUACUGAUAUUGUUAGUUAUCUGUUUCGAGAGAGGGCUUUGCUGGUUGUCGGACUUGAAAUAAGUAAAUAAAUAAUAGUCUCAGUUGUCAGAUCGUUUAGGGGAAACACGUACAAGCAAAUGGUCGAA
Messenger RNA from Pyricularia grisea, 1781 nucleotides. RefSeq lists its product as uncharacterized. The transcript has 3 exons. The record is from RefSeq and is a predicted model, not a curated record. Lineage: Eukaryota; Fungi; Ascomycota; Sordariomycetes; Magnaporthales; Pyriculariaceae. Gene Ontology annotation, cellular component: cytosol; peroxisomal membrane. Gene Ontology annotation, biological process: protein import into peroxisome matrix. Gene Ontology annotation, molecular function: ATP hydrolysis activity; ATP binding. Bases 52 to 1512 code for a protein of 486 amino acids.